Micropterus salmoides (largemouth bass) is the source of this 2850-nucleotide messenger RNA. Its product is annotated as OX-2 membrane glycoprotein-like. NCBI's taxonomy places the organism in Eukaryota, Metazoa, Chordata, Actinopteri, Centrarchiformes, Centrarchidae. The coding region runs from base 720 to 1556 and encodes 278 amino acids. The transcript has 6 exons. Gene Ontology annotation, molecular function: cell-cell adhesion mediator activity. The record is from RefSeq and is a predicted model, not a curated record.
AUAUCACAUGUGUGUUUUUACAAUUACCACCGUGACAAUUUUAUCAUUCUCUGUAGGGGAAAUGAAGUAAAACCUCGAAACACCAGAAGCCACCAGAGCACGGCAUGGGGGAUUUCUUUUCACUGCUUGAGAUUACUGGAGUUGAAAUACAGUAAGUCGCCAUUUACUGUAUUUUCAGUAGUAUUAUUAGUGGUGAUAAUAUUAAACAGCUAGAAAAAAAGCAGUGUGAGUUUCAAAUGUGGUUGAAAUUAGUCUAGGCUGACUUUUCCUUCUCUGCACUUUUGCCUGUUCUAAAGCAACAUAAAAAGUUGUUAUCUCCUUAAUUCAAACCACUGUUAUCUCCUGUAGUCUCACUGAUUGAUUUCAAUAAUAAAUUAGUCCUGUUAUCGAAUCAAUAUUUAGUAAGAAUAUAUUUUACCUUGAUAGUCCAGCAUCAUAAAUACUGUCUGUAUUGAUAUUUGCUCUGUUGAUUCAUUUUAAUUAGAAGUUGACACAUUUCCUUUAAAGCAUUAAUUCAUUCCCAAAUUCCCAGAUUUACAUUUGUUAUCGUCAGCCUCAUACGUCAAACACUCCAACCUCCACCCACAUCAACAUCCCCCACACCUCCCUCCCUCUCUCGCUCUUGGACGGACUGCACGCUAUCAGUUUCAUUUAAGGCAGUUAAGAGGCACUGCUAACAGAUAAAACUGAAAGCAUUCACUGUACAGCAGUGGAGGAAGAUGUUGUUCAUCAUGAUAAUUACCGGUUUGUUAUUCAAAGCCUCAAAGUCACAGAUCACCGGUCAUGGAAAUACAACAGCUGCCUACGGCGGGGAUGUGCAAUACAGCUGCGCACUAGCUGAUCCGACAGGUGUGCUCCAGGUCACGUGGCAGAGGCUUUUCAAGGAGGAGUCUAUUGAGAAUUUGGCAACAUACAGUAAGCGGUUCGGACAGCAAGUAAAUGAGCCCUACCGGGAGAAAGUGAUCUUCACAGAAGCGUCUCUCAGCUCAACAUCCAUCACUCUGAGAAACGUCACAUGGGAAGACGAAAGCUGUUAUAUCUGCUCAUUCAAUGUGUAUCCCGGCGGGUCCAAAAGGAAGCAGACUUGCCUCACAGUGCAAGGAAUAUCUGAGGUGGAAACAGGUGUGCAAGCUCCCACUGGUGGAAUCGAGAAUGAAAACAUUGUGAAGGUUGUGUUUAGCUGCAGUGCCACAGGUAAACCAGCUCCAACCAUCCACUGGUCACACUCAGCUGGCGCCAUUCCCUUAGACCAACCACAGACUACUACAAUAACAAACAGUGACCACAAAUAUACCAGCAGCAGCAACAUCACUCUGGAAGUACCUCAAGGCUGGAAUGGGUCUGUGGUUUGUAAGCUGAACAAUGGACUGACGGGACAAAGGCUGGAGAGGAUCCCCUUUUCUUUGCAUCCUAAGGAGGACCCCAAUGGUAAGGUACUGUCCUCAUCUGGGAUUGCACUUGUAACUACUGCGGUAGUUUUUGUUUCCUGCAUCCUUGUUGGUGCUGCAAUUCGGAAAAAAAGGUUAAAGGACAGCAGAAGAGAUGAAAAUGUUUAAUGAGCAUAAGUAAUGUUUGUCCGUAGUGUCACUGUGGCUGUUGAAGCAUGCAAGCAUUAUACAAAUCUGCAUUUAAACUUUCAAGAUGUAACAGUGAAUUAAGCUAAUAGCUGCUAUCCAAGAUAUUUUUUUUGUGUGUUUUGAAACUGUCCAGUCGACAUUUCUUUUACUCAGCACUUUGUCAAUGGAGCUUCAAGCUAAACGCCUGUCCAGGCUUUGUAGAAUGUAAAACUGCAGGAACUAUGACCACUGAUUCAUAGGAGUAGCCCAUUACACGAGCUUCUUAACUGUGAAGUGAAAUGAGUAAAAGGUUUACAGAGAGUCUACAUUUGAGCAUAAUUAACCACAUGUAGAACUUUAGAGUUAAUUUAAGACGUGUUGGUUUUGGCGAUAGAAAGGAAAAUGUCCAGUGCGAGGCAGUAAACGUCAGACUGGGGAUAUAGCGCCACCUAGUGGUCGUUGUGGGAAAAUAAAGAUUUUCAUUUAUUCAUUUAGCUGAAGCUUUUAUCCAAAGCGACUUACAGUUGCUAUACAACUGUUGCUAUAUAUGUCAGAGGUCGCACGCCUCUGGAGCAGCUAGGGGUUAAGUGUCUUGCUCAGGGACACAAUGGUGGAUUGAACCCAGUUUUCUCACACCAAAGGCAUGUGUCUUAUCCAUUACACCAUCACCACCCAGAUAAAGUAAAGAAAUGUGGUUUAAAUAUGGAGAUAGAAUCAGAAUCAUAAACACUGUGACACACAGAUAAUCACAAGUAGGCUCCCUCACACAAAGGAAUAUAAUAGAAAAUUUUAUCUGUUAAAUUUUUUGCACAGGAAAUAGAAAUUGUUCACUUGAUUAAGUGAUCUAUGAAGUUGACAUGUGGCAAUAAGGUAAUAAUUUCAGCCUACAACAAAAUGAGGAAAACUAGCCAUCUAUAUAGUUUAUAUGAUAUAUAAUAUAUUGCAUAAUAGAUAUAAUGUAUCAUUUUCUGCAUACUAUUUUCUGGAGGUAAUUUUGCACUUUAUUGUUCAAUGUUUUUCUGCACUUUAAAUGUUAUUUAUUGCUCAUUGGACAUCUCCCCUGACAGAUUUACUGAAUUGUAACUGUGGUGUAGUGUCUAAGGGAGAUGGUAGUAUUUUUUUCAUUCCUGUCAAACUAUUAUUAACCUGUGUGUUAUGUUCAUGGACAUUCUCCACUAUUUCUAAUAAUCUGGGGUUUUUUUUGUUAAUGCCUUUCUAAUAAUUUAUUCUCUGACCUUUUCAGUGUAUUUAUUUUUCUUCAGAUAAUUAAAAUAUGAUGUAAUGUUAUAAGUGA